Molecule: messenger RNA, 1629 nt
Organism: Dunckerocampus dactyliophorus (ringed pipefish)
Lineage: Eukaryota; Metazoa; Chordata; Actinopteri; Syngnathiformes; Syngnathidae
Product: dynein axonemal heavy chain 17-like
Exons: 11
Coding region: 244-1578 (444 amino acids)
Source: RefSeq, a predicted model, not a curated record
CACACACACACCUUGCGUUCAUGUCACUUGUGUGUAUGUUUGUUGAGAUGUGGGGACUCAGGUGAGCUGGUCGUGCAAAAGUUUCAGAAGAUUGUAGCCUUGGUUGUGGAGCUCAGAAACACGGUCAGACAGGACUGGAGCUGCCAGCUCGACACAGACUCUGCUUUCAUUCUGGAACAUCCUCUGAUUGAACAGCAGGAGCAAGGCACGCUGGAAAUUCCCUUCAGACACGAACUGGAGGCGAUGCUGAGUGACAUUAAGCAAGUGAGCUGGGAGAAGGAUCUGGAGCCCCGCCCCGAAGCUGCUCAAGUAUUGAAGUUCAGACGUGACAUCACAAAGAGUUACCUGUGUCUAAGUCACAUGGUGUCAUGCUACAACCAGGUGGUGGGCGAAGCUCUGGCAGUGGAGCUUCCUCUGAUCGAGGAUCAGCUGCAGGAGCAGAGGCAGAGUUUGUUAGAGCUGCACAACAGCACAUGGAGGAGUGAAGGUGUGCACCAGUUGAUUGCGCAGAAGAGACAAAGCAUCACAGCUUUCUUUGCCUCAGUGAGUGAAGCACGUGCCAACAUGGCUGCCAUGUCUCGCAUCACGCAGGGGUGGGCAGAGCUUCCCCUGCUGCAACGCGUAGGUAACUUCCUGGAGAGGGGCGAAGCUACAGAGCAGAGCUACAGUCGUCUGAGAGAAGACAGCGAGGAAGUGCUCAGGCUGACUCAGGAAAACCGCAGACUGUACGUAAAACAAGACACCUCCCAGUCCUGGUCUGCCUACCUGGACCACGUGGACCAGCUUGUCCAGGAUGGACUUUUACAGCUGCUGCUGCGCUCGCUACACUUUCUGACAGACAACAUGAAGCCAGAGAGCUGCGGGGGAGCCUUGUUGCAGGUCUCACUGCAUCUGCAGUCAACAGAAAGUGUUUUUGAGCCUUCUCUGGACACAGACCUCGCUGACCUGUUGAAGUCCUUUAUCGAUGACGUCUACUCGGCCGCCAGCUUGCCACCGAGGCUGUCAGUCAGUCACCAUGGCAACCACCAGGAGGCGCUGCGGGAGAAUGCCGACCUUGUGGCGCUAGAACUGGAAGUGAGGCAACGCCUGCUGGAGGUGAGAGAGGAGGCGGAGCUUCUAAGGGCAGACCUGGACAGGUUCUCACCUCUCUGGCGAAGCCACAAGCGGGGAGUGAUGCAAGAAUUCCUGACCUACGGCCGGAAGCUGGAGCCUGAAGAGGAGGAAGUGGAGGAGGCCCCACCCACCCUGACAGACUUUCAAAGAGAGAUCCAUUCCCUCCAGAAACAGAUGACACACGUCAAUCACCUCAACGAGAACGAGCUGCUGCACGGCUGGCUACAGGUUGAACUACGACCUUUCAAAAACGCCCUGCGCCUGUUCAUCCACAACUGGAUAAGCAUGUACACGCAGCACCUGCUCAAACUGGUGCGACACAGCAUGUCUCAACGCAGUGUCGAUGAGGAGCAUGAUGACAAUAGUAGAAAGUCUUCUUCCAGCUUCCCUCUAACAGAAACCAUCAUGCUGCUGGAAACCGUGGGAGUGGAAGUUCCUGAACUCACCACGUUGCUGCAGAGCUGAUAACCAUGCCAGAUGUUCAUACAGUAUACACGUGCACAUGCUGGUGUGUUU